UGCUCACACAUUUUAACAGCAAGUUGAGAAAUAGACACACAGGAUUAGUGGGCUGAAAGAGAGUUUAAUAAACUGAGCUGUGAUCUUCAGGAGGGGAAACGGAUCUGAUCCUGUGGUUUUUGUGUCAUACAGAGAGAGGAUACGAAUUUUAUUUGCAGACAAAAGAAAACAUGCAGCUUCAGUUUGUGAUCUUUGCUGUAUAUCUGGUGACCACAGCAGCAUUUCCAGUUCCACAAGAUUCUGUCAGUACAUGGGAUACAAACCUGGCCAUCAACAAGGCUGACCUGACCAAGCAACAUGAUGGAAUGUGGAAGACCCAUGUGGUGAGCAAUGACCUGUACUCCCAGGACUCCCUCAACCCCAUGGCAGCUGAGCUCCGGCACAAACUGAGCCAGGAGUCUGAACGGCUACUGGCUCGCCUCAGACAGGAACUCGUGGAGCUCAGACAGAGGCUCUCUCCUUACCCCAGCCACCCCCAUCACAGCCCGACCAACAUCCGCGAUCUCCUUGCUCCCUUUACCAGGCGCCUCCAGGAGGCUCUCGACUCCAACACCCACGACCUCUGCGGCCAUCUCAUGAUGACCCUGCAAGGGCUUCAUCCGGACCGACCCUCCCUUUACCAAGAGGCAAUGCAGUCGGUGGGUCAAUCUCUGGACGAGGGCCAUCGGAGGAGGACCGCUGCCUUUGAGGACUUUAAAACCAAGGCUUUCGAGGCGGUGGAGGAGGACCGAGACAGCAGCAGGAAGGAACUCUGGGAGGAAGUCACAGCCAGACUGGGGCAGGAGAUCCUCUCGUUCAGUCUGGAAGUCCAGGGCAAGGUGGCGGCCCUAAAGGUGUCGCUGACAACACUCCUGACUUCAUCGGAUCCCCCGAGAAGUGAGAUCAUCACCAAAGUGGACCAGUUCUGCAACCUUUCCGCGUCACAGAACGAAAAGUUCAUUUCAAAUUUAGAGCAGCUCACGGCCAGGCUGGAAGAAAAGCAGAGUCAAGGGGAGCAAAGCAGUCACGCCAACAUAGACUCCAUCCAGGAGGACUUCUCCACCAGGUUAAACGCAUUACUCCAGGACAUUGUGCACACUCUUAACUAGAGAGACGUGCGGCAUCAGAAUUACCACUGUAAUGUAAAUAGUAGUCAUGUCGAACUGUACAGUGUUGUCUUUCAUAAAGAUGUCUAGUCAAUGCAACUUUUUAUACGCAACCGAAAGUGCAAACGUUGUAUCAAGUGCAAAAAAAAACCACCAGUGAACUGUUUUUGAGAUGCUGAUUUAUUGAGCUUUGUGUAAUCAAUGUCUAUAUAUAUUCUAUUUUUUAAAUAAAUGCAUGCAAAAUGUGAUUAAAAGUGUUUUUAUCAUC
Messenger RNA from Trichomycterus rosablanca, 1353 nucleotides. RefSeq lists its product as uncharacterized. The transcript is spliced from 3 exons. The record is from RefSeq and is a predicted model, not a curated record. Lineage: Eukaryota; Metazoa; Chordata; Actinopteri; Siluriformes; Trichomycteridae. The coding region runs from base 171 to 1088 and encodes 305 amino acids.